GCUAAAGCAGCGCAUCCGCGCGAUUUGGGCCAACCUGCUCUCUGCGCACGUCGCAGGGAUCUAUUCUCGACCAGAACAGAUCCUACGCACGUCUAAAAGCUCUCAGAGACACCGCCCGGCCCGCGCCAAAAUACACCUCUAUUGACCCAGCACACACACGAUGCUGUCGUCCCUGCCUGAAGACGCGUUGUACCACAUUCUGAAGUUUGUCGAUGAAAACGACGACGCGCGCUGCGCGAGGAUCAGCAAGAGCUGGACGAACUUGAGGCGAGCAUGGGUCGUUUCUCGCUCAAGUUUUCCUGGCGGCGAAGGCGUUGGAAGGGCUGGGCAAAAUGGAGUCCAAGCCGUGGCAUUUUCCUGCGACGGCAAACUUCUCGCCAUCGGCGCCGACGACUUUGCACUCAAUCUCAUGGUUCUCGAUGCCGUGACCGGCGACCUGCGACGCACGUUCCCGCGGCCCCUUGGGACCUCAUGCUUGGAUUUUUCGCCGACCGACAGCACAGUGCUUGUGGCGGGCGGCAGUAGAGAUCUCAUUGCUUACAAUACGGCAACUGGCAAUUCGCGCGAGCUCUGGCGCGGAUCAGAGGAACUUAGAUGUGUCACAUUUUCGCCAGCGGGAUCUACUAUUGCGUAUUGCCGCACGCUUAUAGUCGCGGUCAUCGAUAUUGGAGGACCCGACCCCACGCGCGACCCCUUUGCUGUGCCAGCUCGUGUCCUACUCACGACCCAUCCCGGCGGACCUAGAAGAAUAGAGGGCAUCGCGUUCUCACCGACGGGGUCUGUGCUUGCGGUGGGCGUCGGUACGAGGGUCAAGUGCUACGACGUCGCCUCUGGCCAAGUACGCUCCGAAAUUGCGCAUGGUGGUUAUGGCAUCUGGACCAUUGCCUACUCGUCUCGCGAGAUAAUUGCGGUGGGUGGUCCUGACGGUAAGCUCGUGCUUUAUGACGCAUCAAACGGCCGAUUAAUCCGUGAGAUUAGCCCCGCUGGGAACGGGUUAUGCUUUUCGCCGGAUGGGUUGAUGAUUGCUUUUCGGAAACAUGGGUUGACGGGUGCAGGGCGCGUGUUUUUUUACGAUGCUGAGACUGGCGACCUGCGCUUCGUUAUCUCGCGCAACUACGGUAUUCAUGGGCUUGGGGCCGUUAGGUUCAGCCCCGACGGAAAGACUGUUGCGGUAGGAGACUACAAGGGCAGGGCCGCCCUCUACGACGCCACAACCGGCGACCUGCGACGCAUGCGCCGCGCGCCGCCGGCAGCCUAGGAGGUGUAAUAAUGUGA
This is a messenger RNA of Pelagomonas calceolata, 1275 nucleotides long. The record is from the annotation of a GenBank genome assembly. NCBI's taxonomy places the organism in Eukaryota, Pelagophyceae, Pelagomonadales, Pelagomonadaceae.